GCCACCAGUCAUGGAAGUUGCUUAGGAUGUCUGCAAUGGCCACAGCUCGUGGCGGUAGGUUCGCCAAUCGUGCCGCGCCAAUCGCUCGGAUAGAGUUGGCGUUUUUCGGCAGCAUGUCGCCGAUGGUGGUGGCAACCAUCAUCAUCCGGCCCAGAAGGGGUCAUACGGCAGGGCCAACGGGCAUCUACUUGCUCAUGAACUGGUUGUUUGGGUGCUUGUUGGUUAAGGGGCAAUAUAUUUGGCUCCCCGAGUCAGCCGAGCUUCGUUGAUUUAAGCUUGGGGCUCAGGUGUGGAAAGUUUGACUUC
Messenger RNA from Thermothielavioides terrestris NRRL 8126, 306 nucleotides. RefSeq lists its product as uncharacterized. The transcript has a single exon. The coding region runs from base 36 to 269 and encodes 77 amino acids. The record is from RefSeq and is a predicted model, not a curated record. NCBI's taxonomy places the organism in Eukaryota, Fungi, Ascomycota, Sordariomycetes, Sordariales, Chaetomiaceae.